Photinus pyralis (common eastern firefly) is the source of this 3087-nucleotide messenger RNA. RefSeq lists its product as uncharacterized. The record is from RefSeq and is a predicted model, not a curated record. NCBI's taxonomy places the organism in Eukaryota, Metazoa, Arthropoda, Insecta, Coleoptera, Lampyridae. Gene Ontology annotation, molecular function: protein binding. The transcript is spliced from 8 exons. Bases 1 to 1506 code for a protein of 501 amino acids.
AUGAGAGUAUCUAACAGCAAGGCGUUACAACACAACGUGGGAUCGGGUACAAUAAUUAGCAAUCAAAGCCUCGUGCUUCAAGGAGUUUCCAGAUCGACUGCUGGGAAUUACACGUGCGUUGGAUAUAACACCGAGGGCGAUGGUGAAAGCAAACCCUUCUAUUUAAACGUCAUGUUUACCCCAACGUGCAAGCCUAAUCAAACAAGAGUAUAUGGAGUGGCCAAACAGGAAGAGGCAAGAAUAACAUGUCAAGUGGACGCAAAUCCUACGGACGUGCAAUUCAGGUGGACCUUUAAUAAUUCGGCGGAUUCCGUGGAUGUUGCCUCUUCUCAUAUUGCCAGAAGUGGUACAUCGAGUGUAGUGUCUUAUACGCCAAUGACUGAAUUGGAUUAUGGCACUUUGCUGUGCUACGCUUCGAACAGAAUCGGGCAUCAGAGAGUUCCUUGCGUUUUUCAUAUUAUUGCAGCUGGACGACCUGACCAAGUCCACAAUUGCUCGAUAUCAAAUAUCUCGAUGUCAUCAUUUUCAGUCAAAUGCUCGGAGGGUUUCAAUGGAGGACUACCGCAAUCUUUUUUAUUAGAAGUGCGGGAAAGUCAAACGCAGGAAGUGAAAAGUAAUCUUUCGUCGCCGGUAGCUCGAUUUUCUGUGGGAGGGCUUGAUCCGGGAGCGCAUUAUCAAGCAGGGUUAUAUUCAUUCAACACGAAAGGUCGAAGCGAACCCGUUGUAUUGCAGGCUGCAACCCUUCGACUCCCCGAGAAGCAACUUACCGCAGAAAAGGAUAACACCAGGAGUGCUUUCAGAUUCACACCUAUGACUAGCGUACUUAUAGGUGUAAUAUCAGCCCUUCUCAUUGUUGCCUUAGUAAUUAUCCUCGUGCUGCGAUUGCAAUGUACUCACAAUGAGGGUAGAAGGAAAAGGCAGAAAAACGUAGCCGCCGUUUCAGGAAGCACGGAGCAUCGAGGCUCAACUAGCGGGAUAGCAAUUACGGACAAAUCAGGUGGAAGUCCAAUAUCAAAACACGACUCAAGCGGCGGAGAGUGCGACAGUGAUGAGAAGAAUCCCGAUAUUAUACCACAACCUGUAGAUGUCGACGAUGGUAGUGAUUAUGCGAGAAAACGACAACACGUUUCUACGAUAGAAACGUCGCCUAGUAGAAGUUUAUUACACGCAACCCCCACUUCGGGGGGUUAUAUAGGAUACUGUACAUUACGCAAUGGACUUCCGUUGCAUGAAAUACCAGCUCAACAAAAAAUGGCACCUAUGAUGGGUCCGUAUCCUCAGUGCACACUGCCUCGUCAAGCACCCCAACAAUGGCAGUACGGACCUGUUGCACAUUUACCUCCAAACAUUUACCCCGUACCCCAAUAUCGUGGUCCUCAUCCUCAGCCAAGGCCUCGGCCGACGCCCAGAGAACCUCCUAUACCUCUACAACCCUUAAACGGAGCCGAUGAAGAAACGUCUGUAGAAACUCCCUUAAUGGUUAAUAAACGUGAAAGUACUGUUUGACAAGUAACUUCGUUGUAAUUUAAGGAGUGUAAAAUUUUUUAACGCGGAUUUGUACAAUAUUUAUGAUAUUUAGUCAUCUAGAGAAGGUGUGGGUAAUACAGUUUCGAUGACUGUAUUUGCUUCCUUUCUCUAUUUAUUGUAGUUUUAUGAGAUUUUUGUACUUUUUGUAUUAUGCGAUCUUUUUUAUCUAUAUUUUAUAGUUCACAACGAGAAGGGUAAUUGAUUUAAACUAAUACGUACUGAUAAGUAUACCUUUCAAUUUACCUAUCGAUAUCAUAAAAAGUGAAAUACUAAAAGAGCGAUUAAAGUGGUAUCUCCUCAAUAAACCGGUCAUUUUCCGUUUUUGGUCGCAUGAGAAUAAAAAAAAUGCAAAAGCGAUAUAAGUGGCCUCCUUAGAAGCUUGCCAAAGAUAGCAAUUUUCUUCAAGAUGAUAAUUAAAACAGUGCUCACACACGUUUAUCUCCAUAACCAAAAAAGGUAUGUUGUACCUAGUAUUUAACGUACUUGGGUAUAUAUCAUUGUUAAAAAUUUAAUUUUUUUUAAAUUUAAUUUUCAAUCUUCGUUUGUACUUUGAUACUAGCACUAUUUGGUUGAUAUAAAUCUAAGAUCUUGACUUUAUGAGUAUCCAAUCCACUUAAAUCGCUCUUUAAAACCUAUAUGAUACGUCAAUUUACAGUAACCAUACGUUGCUACAUCCAAAGGACAAUUGAGACAGGGCUGUUUAUUUCUUCCAUUAAUAAAAGCGCACUCGCAACAACAAUCCAAAUAAAAAUGUUAAGUUACUACUAUAGAUUUAAAAUGUAGCAACAUAUCUCUUCAUCAUAGUUUCAUUUUUAUUGAGACUAUAUCGGAGUGAAAACGUGAGUACUGCGUUUGAUAGUAAAUCAUACAUGUGGUACCUACUCACUCUGCUACUAUUUAAGGAUGAUUCUCAGUUACGACAUUUGUUAGUAUAGGCAACUUGUCAAAACUACUAUAAAGUCGUUAAACGUAUUAACAUCCCAUGCCAGUGCGUUGUUUAAAAUUUAUUCCGUGCAGGACUUCGAGGUCUCAAAUCGCUUAUUGGCCAUGGUAUAAUAAAUUAUUGGCGGUCAGAGACUAUCUUAUACUCAUUUGUUGCGCUUCCGAUCGUAUGCGCCAUGACAGCGCCUUUUUUGUUACGGUACCUUUGACAGUAUGACACCUACCUACCGCGAUAGCACUUCUUUCCAAACAGUCGACAAAUUGCCUAUUCAUUCAGAUUGGGAACGUUAAUUCGUAUACAUUUUUGUAUUAUUUAAUAAUUUGGUUUCAUACUUCACAAAUCAUCCUUAAAAGUGAAAUAAAUAAAUUAUAGAUAGUGGUGUAAAUCGAAAAUUUAACGUUAAAUAAAUGAAUGUGAUAUUCAUCUAUCAUAAAAUAGAUUCUCAUUUAAGUAAAUCAAUUUAUUGACUUGACUCAAGUAAGAAAAAGGUUCGCGGUUAUUUCUAGUCGUUAAAUAUCGGUAUCAAAGAGUUUAUGUAUAUUUGUAAAUAUUGUAAAUACUAUUUCUGCCUUUGUAAAUAUAAUCAAAGAAGAGUGUUUUGUAACUAUUAAUUAAAU